AUGGAAGAGCCUCCAGAAGAGGCUACCGGGAGACCCUUGGAACCUGAAAGCACAGCUAGGUCCCCAAAUGACAGUCACAGAGAUCGCCAGAAAGACAACAGGAAGAAACUGGACAAAAAGGAGGCAGAUAACCAGUCUUAUCAGAGAACAGCUAACCAGGCCAACCCAAGAGUAUAUAGCCAGGCUGAACCCAACAUAUUUGGCCAAGCAGACUACAAAGUAUCUGAACCGAAUGGGCGCAGAACAUCUGAUCAGGCUGACCUCAGAGCAUCCAAUCAUGAUAAUGUUGCUGAUCAUACAACAACUAAUCAGACUGACCAAGGAAUGUCUGAACAGAUGGGCAGAAAGGCAUCUCACCAAGCUGAUCAUGUAGAAUCUGAACAGACUGACAACCAGAUGCCUGCUCUGUAUGAACAAAGAACCCCUGAACACAUUGAUCGAAGAUUGUCUGGCCAGGCUGAACGAAGAACUUCUGAACAGAUUGACCGCAGAUUGUCUAGCCAAGCUGCACGAAGAACUUCUGACCAGAUCGACCGCAGAAUGUCUAGCCAGGCUGAACGAAGAACUUCUGACCAGGUUGACCGCAGAAUGUCUAGCCAGGCUGAACGAAGAACUUCUGACCAGGUUGACCGCAGAAUGUCUGGCCAGGCUGACCAAAGAACUUCUGAGCAGAUGGACAGCAGAUUGUCUGGUCUCGUUGAACGAAAAACUUUUGAGCAGGUUGACAAGAUAUUGCCUCAACAAACUGUCUAUAAAACAUCUGUAAAGACUCACCACAAAGUGCAUGACCAAGUGACUGAACUAGCUGAACACAAGGUUGCUGACCCAGCUGACAGCAGUACUCAUCAUCCUAGAGUUGACAAGCAUGAUUAUAGUGAGUCUGAUGAGGUUGAUCACAUAAUGAAUGAAGAAGAUAACAUCAAAGACAACCUGUUUGAUUAUGGAAAAAGUGACCAUCAGUAUGAUGACAGAAUAUUCACCAGCAAGAAAGACAAAGAGGCUGACUUCAAAGUAGAGCCCUACAAAUUUAAUGUUAGCCAGACAGACCUCAGUGAUUCCAAGGUUUUAGAUGUAACCGACUCUGAAACUACAAACUUUCUGCAAGCAUUCAACUCACUUGAAACCAAGAUCAUCGGUCAUUUGCAAGCAAAAAGCCGAGAUUAUUCCCCAAGAUUCCCCACCAUCUCAACCCAAUUGGACUAUACCGUCAGCCAAGACAAAUCUCAAGUAAUAGCACCUGAGACUAUAGAAUACCAAGAAAGGAGGAGUUCUCAUGCUCACAAGAAAGCCCAUAGGAAACGGUUCCCUUCUAUAGUGUACCAAGAUCCUUAUCAAGUUUCACUACAGUACAUGGAAAAACACCACAUUCUGCAAAUAUUCCAGCAGAUCACUGAAAACUUAGUCUAUGAAAGGCCAGAGGACCCCCUGAGUUUUAUGCUGUACCAGGUAUGGACUAGUAGGAUAAAAAUAAUCUUUAUAUUCUUUUUAUUAUAA
This is a messenger RNA of Phyllostomus discolor (pale spear-nosed bat), 1494 nucleotides long. It is a transcript of the gene TEX55, whose product is annotated as testis expressed 55. The record is from RefSeq and is a predicted model, not a curated record. Lineage: Eukaryota; Metazoa; Chordata; Mammalia; Chiroptera; Phyllostomidae. The coding region runs from base 1 to 1494 and encodes 497 amino acids. Gene Ontology annotation, cellular component: nucleus. The transcript has 3 exons.